Messenger RNA from Periophthalmus magnuspinnatus, 2410 nucleotides. RefSeq names its product keratin, type II cytoskeletal 8-like. Gene Ontology annotation, molecular function: structural constituent of skin epidermis. The transcript is spliced from 9 exons. Gene Ontology annotation, biological process: keratinization; intermediate filament organization. The record is from RefSeq and is a predicted model, not a curated record. Bases 47 to 1741 code for a protein of 564 amino acids. Gene Ontology annotation, cellular component: keratin filament. NCBI's taxonomy places the organism in Eukaryota, Metazoa, Chordata, Actinopteri, Gobiiformes, Gobiidae.
CUGUCCAGGAUCCUGCCUCUCUGUCUCUCUCUCUCCACUGGGAAACAUGUCUGUCCAAGCUGUGAAGACCACCACCUUCUCCACACGCGCUUCAUCCAGGGCCCCCUCCCAGAGCUUUAGCAGCCGGUCAUUCUCUGGCUAUGGGGGUAACGUCAGCAGAGUGGUCCCCAGGCAGAGCUACGCUGUACGGAGCUCAUAUGGAGGUGGCAUGGGUGGAGCGGCAGGUGUGGGGGGGUUUAAGGUAGUUGGGGGGUAUGCAGCAGGGGGGAAGGGAGCUGUAGGUGGAGGGGCAGUGGAGUUUGGGUAUGUGGGGUUUGGAGGUGGCAUGGGAGGGGGCAUGAUGCAAGAGAUCCAACAUGCGCCCAUCACGGCGGUCACAGUGAACAAGAGCCUCCUCACACCCCUAAACCUGGAGAUCGACCCCACCAUCCAAGCAGUCCGCACCCAAGAGAAGGAGCAAAUCAAGACCCUCAACAACCGCUUUGCAACUUUCAUCGAUAAAGUGAGGUUUUUGGAGCAGCAGAACAAGAUGCUGGAGACCAAAUGGAAACUUCUCCAGGAACAGACCACCACUCACUCAAACAUAGACUCCAUGUUUGAGGCCUACAUCACCAACCUGAGGAAACAGCUGGACGGCCUAGGCCACGAGAAGGUCAAACUGGAGUCCGAUCUGCACCACAUGGCAGGGCUCGUGGAAGACUACAAAAAUAAAUAUGAAGAAGAAAUCAACAAACGUAACGACUGCGAGAACACCUUUGUGCUGGUGAAGAAGGACACAGAUGCGGCCUACAUGGUCAAAGUGGAGCUGGAGGCCAAACUGGAUGCUCUGAGUGACGAAAUCGACUUCCUCAGACAGAUCUACGACACUGAGAUCAGUGAGCUCCAGGGACAGAUCAAAGACACGUCCGUCAUCGUGGAGAUGGACAACAGCCGUAACCUGGACAUGGACGCCAUCGUGGCAGAGGUCAGAGCUCAGUAUGAAGACAUCGCCAACAGGAGCAGAGCUGAAGCAGAGAUGUGGUACCAGUCCAAGUUUGAAGAGAUGCAGCAGUCUGCGGGGAAAUACGGAGAUGACGUGAAAUCGACCAAAGCCGAGAUCGCAGACAUGAACAGGAGGAUCAUGAGGCUCCAGUCUGAGAUCGAGAUGGCAAAACAACAGAGAGCCAACCUGGAGGCACAGAUUGCAGAAGCAGAGGAGCGUGGUGAGUUAGCAGUAAAAGACGCUAAACUGAGGAUCCGAGAGCUGGAGGAGGCUCUGCAGAGAGCCAAGCAGGACAUGGCCAACCAGGUCAGACAGUACCAGGAGCUCAUGAACGUCAAACUGGCCCUGGAUAUUGAGAUCGCCACCUACAGGAAGCUGCUGGAAGGAGAGGAGAGCAGAUUAGCCACAGGAAUCAAGACCAACAUCUCCAAGCAGACAUCUGUGAACUACGCCUACGGCCUGGAGAGCUCACGCACGCCCUCCUAUGUGGCCUGUUCCUUUGGGGGGAUGAAGGCUAGCAUUAGCCCUGUCAUCUGUCCAGAGGCUCCCACUGUGAAAAGUACCACAGUGACCAAAACCGAGACCGUGAUGGUCAAGACCGAGGACGGAACGCCGCCGCAAAAAGAGGCAACGCCACCGCAAAAAGAGGAGGAGCCACAGGCACCACAGGAAGCAAAAGAGGUCAAACAGGAAGAAGCCAUUGAGGAGAAGCAGGAGCAGAAGCAGGAGAAGGUGGAGGCUGAACCAGCGGCUGAAUGAACCUGAGAAUAAACGCACUAUAUUAUCUUACACUGAGAAUUCAACAAAGUACUUUUCUGCUGGUCUGGGCCUUAAACAGGUUCAUAGAGUAAACACGAGUUUGAGGUUAUUGCAGAACUCAGUAACUCAUCUCAUUUUUCCCUGUCCAUUUAAGAGCACACAAAACUUUUAGGUGCAGGGUUGCUUCACCUGGAUUGUUCCACAGUAUGGCAUUAAACUUAUCUAUCUAUAUGGAGAAACGCAGGUAACGUGGAGAAGACAUUUUUUGAGGUAUUUGUUAAAAAACAAAAGCACAUGGAUGUUAAUAAAUAUUUGAUGUUAAAAUGUUAUUGUGGAAGACUCCAGGCAAUGCAAGAAUGUUUCCAUGGUGACAGAUCCUCUACCAGAAAAGUUACAUAGUGCACCUUUAACUAGAAUCUAUAUAAAGUUUCAACCAUUUGGUUCUUCUGCUGUGACAAAGCUAAAUCUGUACUCUAAAUCUUCGCUGUCUGAAUAACUGAUGUACAAAGAGAUCUGGGUCAAUGGGACUUCCAUGGGAGAUUCUAAAAUAACCCUGCACUGUACAUAUUUGUCCAGAAGGUGGCGCCGUUGCAUGUCUUGUCCCUGCUUUCCUAGACACUGAAACUGCUCCUGCUGAAGUGUAUCUGCUAAAUAAACAUCAUUCACAAA